Messenger RNA from Clunio marinus, 357 nucleotides. NCBI's taxonomy places the organism in Eukaryota, Metazoa, Arthropoda, Insecta, Diptera, Chironomidae. The record is from the annotation of a GenBank genome assembly.
AUGAAUGAAAGGAUUUCUGCUCUUGUAAGAGAAAGCUUAGAUUUCGUGAACACAAGAAUUAAAAAAGGCAUCGAAACUAACAUUGAUGAGUUGAGAAUUCAAUUGACGUCCUUGACUGAAGAAAUCAAUUCUAUGAAAUAUUCUGCAAGCACAGUUAAACCUCAACAACCACAAACAGCUGCUACUUACUCAUUUGAUGACAUCCUAAUGAAAGUUAUGCUUAUAAUAAUAUUCAUUGUAGUCAUUGCAUUUGCAACCAUUUAUAUCGUCAGAAUUUUCGUUAAGAGAAAUUCACAAAGAUUUGUUAUCCGACGACCACACUCAGAAACUGACACGAUUCAUGAGAACAUUUUCUAA